AUAUACUUACAGGUAUUUUUAAAUACCUCAUGAAAGCUGGAAGGGAAUUUCCCUGAAUAGAAUUUCCGGUCGCCGUUUCGUUUUGUCUGUCAUAAACUGAUAAAGGGGGAAAAUCUUUCUAAUGAGGCAGCUUACAAACAUUACCUGAAAGGUACCAAAAAUGGCUCUUCGCUUUCCUAACAGAGAAUGUAUUGACAUAUACUUCGCCUGUGGAGAUAUCGAAGGCGACUGCAACCUUGUCAAACAGCUUCUACCCCGGUUGGAACGGUCCGGAUUCACCUGUUUCUGCAGGCUCCGGGAUGGAGAGGUUCAGCUACGUAUUGAGACAGCUAGAGGCGUCAUCCCUACAUGUAGUCUCGUCCUGGCCUUCGCCUCCAAAGGUUCCAUUGCGGAGGAUUGUAAAUACCUACAGUAUGAGAUUGCUCUGGCCAUGGACUUUAGGAGGAAGAUACUGAUUGUGGAACUAGAUGACGUGAAGAUACCUUCUUUGUUCAGGAAGCUAGAUUCUCUUCCUGGAAGAAUGGACCAACCGUUGGAAGACUGGGUUGGUAAACUUCUUAAGGGAAUAAAACAAAGGAUCCGGGGGAACCCAAAACCUUGCUACGAGAUUGACCUGGUCAAGGAAUUCUUGUGGAACAUAGAAGGGAAAGAAAAAUGUGAGGAAAUGGGCGCUCUUAGUAGAACCGUAAACAACUUUAUCGCUGAAAUAGCUCAUUUGAAGAAAAGAAACAAUGAUCUUAUUCAUAUCCGUAUGCAGGAGUGUGACGACUUAGAGACAGCAAAUCAGCGACUGGAGGCCCAGCUGGAAGAAAUGCAAGCAAAGCUCUCCGAUCGAAAUGUCUGCCCUUAUUCGUAUGCCGCGGAAGUGGCUGCACAGUGCGUCAAACAUCAGCAAGAGAAAGACCAGUUGAAGGCAGAGAUAAAAUGCCUGAAGAGAGCUGUGAAGAGGAACAAUGACAGUUCAUCGGAAGAUACCGUGGAUAGGUCUGACAGGAGAAUGGUAGAUAAUCUGUACAGAGUACUGUCCCUUGACGUUAACCCCAGAACAAGAUCCGGUACCAACACGGGGACUUCCGCUUCCGGUAUCAGGAGAGUUCCUUCAGAGGUCGCUGCUUUCUUCCACCGAUACCAGGGACUAAUAGGAUAUGACGAGAUUCCAGCGCUAGGAAGAGAAUUAGGACUAACAUGUUCUCAGCUCGAUGAGGUAGACAGGUAUAGAACAUCAGGGCUGUCCCAGAUGUUCUGGCAGAUAUGCAGAGAGUAUUCUAUUGGUCAGUCUGAGACUUGCAGCGUCACUCAAAUGGUUGGAGCGCUGGCCAAAAUAGGAAUUAACAUCGAAGGGAGACCAAUGAACACAGAACAGAGGAUUCUACUGGAAGGGAACCUGGACUACAUUUACAAUCACAUGAAGGAUGUGAUUAUCCUACUACCAGCGCUCCUAGAGAAGACAACACUAAACACGGCACAGGCCUCGUACAUUGAGGCGCCGAGGUCCUGUAGGCAACGGGUGGAAAGGUUGAUAGAGGUCCUUGUCACAAAGGAUACGGGAUUUGAUGACUUCUGUGAGGCCUUGGACUUAAGCGGACAAACUUGUCUAGCGGAUCACCUCAGAAACCUCGAAAGUAAAAUAGAAGCCAGGACACACGAGAAAAUCCCUUUUGAACAUGAAGACAAAACACGAUUGGCAGGAUCUAGUGAUGAGACAAGUUUAAAGAGGUCCGACCAAAGCACUUGAAAAGACGUGACUGUAAACUUGAUAGGUGUGACUGUAAACUUGAUAGGUGUGACUGAACUCUGUCAUCUAAAGCUGUAAACACGUAGAGUUCAAUAAUGGCUUGUUUAAUGAGACACAUAUAGUUAAUGAUGAAGAUGUAAUGUAUAUAUCAAAUUCUCACUGUAUGUAUAAAGGAUAAGAAAAAGGGAAAUGGAAUCUCAAUGGCGGAUAAGAAAGGAAAACUUUAAAACAUCGCAAACUUGAGCUGAAUAGUGGUCUUAAGGGGGAUGUGCUGCCAUCUUGUACAUUUGAAGAUAAGAUUGUAAAGAUUUCUUGAACUGACUGGCCAAAAAUGUUGCCAAAAGAUAUAAAAGCAAUAAAUACGAAGUCCUACAUGUCAUUUUGUUUGAAAAGUAUGCAUACAAAAACAGGAUAAUGCCUAUUUAAUCACUCAGAACAGCUGUCGAACUGCGCAGCUACAGACUUAUUUUGAAGAUUUAAAAAUCUGCAAAAUAUUAAGGGGGUUCAAUGGUGUCUUCUCAACAAUCAUUUGUUGAGAACAAGUUUGAAUUUUUCUAUAUUUAGUUUAAAAACAAGUUUAAAAUGCUUCAACUCGUGUUUUCUUCCUUGCUGAAGUUUAAUUGUUCUACAUUACAAUAUGUACAUAUAGACUAACUUGUUGUCAAUUGUUAUUUUAAUUGUUGUUUUGAAGGGAUAUGACACUUUGGAUCAAAAGUUACAUUUGAUUUAUGAAAAAGUUUAAAAGAUAGACUCAAAGAAUUAUGUUUAAAGUGCAAUCAAUGAUUUAAAAGGUAUCAGAAAAAGCCAUAAAAAAUGUUCAAAUCUAACUGGACAAAAUCAAAUCCAUGGGGUUUUUUUUAUUUGUGUCAUGUUAUGUAUGGACUAAAAUUGUAUAGUUAUAUUAAUUAUAUUGUUGUGAUCUUUAAUUUUAAAAAAUGGAAAGUAGGAUUUAUGGGUGAUAAAUAAAAACUUAACACAUCUAACAUACCUUCUGUCUGUUCCCCCCUUAUUAUCAAUUCACUCUAAUGUACACGGAUUGAAAUUUCAAAAUUUUCAAUAAGGACUAUAAUAUGGUCCUACUGAAAAUUUUGAAUUUCAACUCAUAUCAUAUAUUAUAUGAUAUGAGUUUAAUUUGGCCCCCAUAAUUAGCCAUUUUUUAAAAGUGUUUCUGGUAGGCCUACAAUAAAAUUUUUUGUUAUACUUUCAUGUUAAAUACUGAAAUCUGAUUGGUUUAGACGCAGUUCAUAAUCUGUUCUAUUACCCUCAGCGUAAGCAACGCACUUACCAACGGGUAACAUUACAAAAUGUAACAUGCGCGAAAAUCAUGCGCGUACGGUUCGCCUUGGAAUUCACGUUAUUCUUAUCUAAAAGCAGUGAUGUUUUCUUUAAAAUU
Molecule: messenger RNA, 3128 nt
Organism: Magallana angulata
Lineage: Eukaryota; Metazoa; Mollusca; Bivalvia; Ostreida; Ostreidae
Exons: 7
Coding region: 161-1735 (524 amino acids)
Source: RefSeq, a predicted model, not a curated record